CUCCUCCUCCUGACGUCACGCGUCUUUUGCGUCAGGGCGUGGCGAAGGUCCCGCUCCCCGGCCGGUUCCCGCGGGGCUGCCGCUGUCAGAGCAGUUUGCCGAGAGCGGGAGCUGCUUCGUGCGCGGGGCCGGGCUGGGCUGCAGGACGCGCGCGCGCGUGCGCGUGCACGGGAGCGCGCGCGAUUCGGGGCAUCCUUUCGCCGCCAUGAAGCCCCGGCGGGUGAGUGCGGAGUCAGCUGGGCUCGGGGGUAGGAGUGCCUAGUGGUUAGAGGAGGAGGAGGGCGAGAUGGGGACCCGGGCCGGGCCUUCCUCCUCCUCCUGCAGGUGGCUGCUGCCUGCUGACCUCGGGCAAGGGUAAGGCCAAGGCCCUUCCGGACCGCUCGCUGCAAGGCGGGGCUCCCUUGCUUCCCUGCCGCCUUCCUCUCGCGGUCUCGCCUCCUUCUUGCUGGAGGUGUUUUUCUUUGCCAUUGUUGGGGAGGAGAGGUCGGGAUCCUGUUUUGCUUGGGAAGGCGCAGGGGCAGGGCUGGUGAAAUAAUAAUAAUAAUAGUACUACUACUACUAAUAAUAAUAAUAGUUUUGCUUUGAAAGGCACAGGGGCAGAGCUGGCAAAGUAAUAAUAGGAAUAAUAAUAAUAAUAAUUAAUAAUAAUAAUGUUUUGCUUUGAAAGGUGCAGGGGCAGAGCUGGCAAAAUAAUAAUAAUAAUAAUAAUAAUAAUAAUGUUUUGCUUUGAAAGGCACAGGGGCAGAGCUGGCAUAAUAAUAAUGAUAAUAAUAAUGUUUUGCUUUGAAAGGUGCAGGGGCAGAGCUGGCAAAAUAAUAAUAAUAGUAAUAAUAAUAAUUAAUAAUAAUGUUUUGCUUUGAAAGGCACAGGGGCAGAGCUGGCAUCAUAAUAAUAGUAAUAAUAAUAAUAAUGUUUCGUUUUGAAAGGCACGGGGCAGAGCUGGCAUAAUAAUAAUAAUAAUAAUUAAUAAUAAUGUUUUGCUUUGAAAGCUGCAGGGGCAGGGCUGGUGAAAUAAUAAUAAUAAUAAUAAUAAUAAUAAUGUUUCAUUUUGAAAGGCACAGGGUAGAGCUGGCAAAAUAAUACAGUGGUACCUCGGGUUACAAAUGCUUCAGGUUACAGACGCUUCAGGUUACAGACUCCGCUAACCCAGAAAUAGUACCUCGGCUUAAGAACUUUGCUUCAGGAUGAGAACAGAAAUCGUGUUCUGGUGGCGCGGCGGCAGCAGGAGGCCCCGUUAGCUAAAGUGGUGCUUCAGGUUAAGAACACUUUCAAGUUAAGAACGGACCUCCGGAACAAAUUAAGUACAUAACCAGAGAUACCACUGUAAUAAUAAUAAUAAUGUUUUGCUUUGAAAGGCACAGGGGCAGGGCUGGUGAAAUACUACUACGACUACUACUACUAUUACUACUACUAAUAAUAAUAGGAGGCAGCGCUGCCUCAAAAGUGUGGGAACACCCCCACCCAAAACCCCCCACAUAUUUUCGUGCACAAAGGAGGCUCGUUCCAUAAGGGACAUUUCCUUUAUUUGUUAUGGUAGGCGUGUGUUAGCAAUACAUAUAAUACAUUUGUGGGGAGGGAACCUCAAAGAGAAAUAUUUUGAUUCCCAAAGGAAUUUGAAGAGGAUUUCCUUCCUGCCAACUUGCAGGGCUAAGGCUGCUUGGUAGGCAUGAAGAAGCUGGCAAAAGAACUUUGGUUGAGGGUGUGGGGUGCAGGGAGGGGAGGAGAAACAGAAUAUAUAUAUGCACGUGAAUGGAGGAUUUUCAAUACAAUGACUAACCUGUACUAACAGUCGCUUUUCAUCAGGUGAGUCAUAAGGUCCAGACAUGCAAAAUCUUAUAUACGCCUCUGUUAUACCCAGUUGCAAUUUAAUGUAUUCCUGUUAUGUUUUAUGAUUUCCCUGCUAUUUUAAGUGAGCCGGAACUGGUCUGUGACCGUAAUAAUAAAAAAUUCAAUUCAAUUCAACACCAGCACAGAGGGCAUUGGCUUUCCACACCAGGGCUAAAAAGGAUCGCAAACUCUAAUCUUUCCACAAAAGCAGUUGGUCAGAUUUUUCUGCCCUCCUCACAGCAGCUCAGUUCUUCACAAACCAGCCAGACUGUGUGCACAGUUUAAAGCACAUUCCCCCUCCCCCCAAAAUAAUUCUGGGCACUGUAGUUUGUAGCGGGUUGCUGAGAAUUGUAACUCUGUGAAGAGUAAACUACAGGUCCCAGAAUUCUUUGAGGGAAAGGAUGUGCUUUAAAGGUCUAGGGUAUAUGCAGCCUCAUCACCAAAGGAUGAAAAGAGGGGUUUGGAGCAAAACGGCUGGGUUCCUUCCCCAUUUCAGAAGUGGAAAGAGGGGAAAGAGAAAGAGAACACCUGUAGGACCACUUGUCAGGAGGAGGGCAGAGCCUGGGCCAGUUCACUCCAGCGGAGAUCCCUCUGUGGGCCAGAUUAUGUGCGCCUGCAAUUUCUGCAUCUGCGUAGACGCGAUUUCCGGUGCCACGGAAGCAAGUCCCUGUGCCGUGCUGCGCCACUUUAGCGCAGCGCGCGGGGGCUCACUGAGCAGGCAGCUUGGUUCAGGAGCAGCUCGUGGGCUGGUUAAACAACCCCUGGGGGCCUCUAGUGGCCCCUGGACCUUUGGUUGCCGACCCCUGGGCUGGGGAAUGGAGAAGGAAUCUGUGGCACCUGAACGCUGCUGCAAGGAAAUAGGAACUUAACAGACGGAGGAAAAUCAAGUGGAAGUUUUAAAAUACUGGCUGCUGCUCCUGUUCAGUCAACCAGGAACGUGCUUGGGUGGCAAGAUUUAAGACGCACCAGCAGCAGUUUCCUGCAACUUGUGUCCUGAUGCACAGAAAAUGAAAUAUAUUUAUCACAUGAUUGGUGGCAAUAGUGAUCUGCUUAGUCUGAGAAUAUAUGAGGAAUGACUCAGUUGGCAGAGCAUGAGCCUCUUCAUCUCAGGGCCAUGGAUUUGAGCCCCACAUUGGGUGAAGAUUCCUGCAUUGCAAGGGGUUGGACUACAUGACCGUCAUGGUCCCUGCAAGUCUGUGAUUCUGCAAUGCAGAUUUGUUAUGGACUGUUACAGUUUAAACAUCGAAAAAGAAUGAGUAAUGGAUUUGGCGGAGCUGCUUAAAAGGAAAAUGCUGUAGGUUUAAAUAAAAACGGCGAAACAUUGGAGCUUUUCCUGGCUAGGCCCCAACUCUUUUAACCAGAUGCAAAUACUUGGUUGCUAUGUGGGUAGACUCUUGUAGAUGAGAAAAAUUCCUCAGAUAGUAAACGAACUUUGCGCCGGUUGCUGGAAAUAUAUAAAUGUAGCCGCCAGCUGAACCACCUUGGGGGUACAGUUCUGUAAGUGGGGUGUCGCUGGGGGGGAAGGCCCUCUCUCUGGUUUCUAACCACUUCAUCUCAGUUGACAGAAGGGCAUCUCCAGAUGAUUAUAAUGCAAGGACAGAUUGAUGUGGAAGCAGAGAUUCUUCCAGGUACCCAAGCCUCAAGUUAUGUCGCAUUGGAUAAUCUUGUUACUAGCCUGUGCAAUAGAGUAGAGCAGCUUGGACCAGCCAUUUCUCUCUUUCCCAAUUGCCACUCCAGAUACUGCCCAAAAAGUACACAAACAUUCCCAGUUCUUCUCUUUUUAACAUGCCCUUUAAGACCCUGCCUUCUUUGUGAAAGUGAUUAUUUGGAGAAAGUUGUUUACCCAGAGCUCUGCAAGAAGAAAGUAAGAAAAUGAAACUGUUUGGGAACUAUGGUGAAACUUGGAAGCAAUUUAUCUGUUUGCUGAGCUGAGUGAAGUGCGAGUAGAUAAAAGAAGAUAGCAAGCAGUAAGAAAGGGAACUAGGCUUGCAGGGUUCUGUUUCUCUUUUUGAAGAGAAUGGUUUGCAUUAUACAUGUUUUCUGUUCAUGGAAGACUUAACUUUUCUUCCCAGUUACCUUCUGUAAUUAAAUGCACUAUGAAUUUUAUGAUAAUGGUCCCUGCCAUAGAAACCUGAAAUUAACUUUGCGUGGACCUAAGAUAGUGGUUUGUGAAAUGCAAUAAUUAAAUUGCAUCCUAAAAAAUCCAGACAUGGGGUGUCAGUUGAGAUGGGAUGAGGUGAAGAUUGCAUAAGCUGAUCAGACUACUAAAAAUUACUGUAAACUUUUCUUUGCUGCCUUCAAUAUAAAUAUUUUCAGGGUGGUUCAUACUAUUACGGGAAAAAUAGUUGGCCCAGACAUGUCCAUAUAUGUGUGUGGGGGGGUGAGUUUUCAAAUUUAAACAAAUCCAUCCAAAUUAUUUAAAUUCAAUACAUUUUCCCAAAAAGUAAUUACUGUAUUUUUCGCUCUAUAAGACGCACCAGACCACAAGACGCACCUAGUUUUUGGAGGAGGAAAACAAGAAAAAAAAUAUUCUGAAUCUCAGAAGCCAGAACAGCAAGAGGGAUCGCUGCGCAGUGAAAGCAGCAAUCCCUCUUGCUGUUCUGGCUUCUCUGAUAGACACACAGCCUGCAUUUGCUCCAUAAGACGCACACACAUUUCCCCUUACUUUUUAGGAGGGAAAAAGGGAGUCUUAUAGAGCAAAAAAUAUGGUAGGUUUCCCACUCCCGUUGCAAGCGUAUGUCCAUUAAAAUUCCUGAUUUUACCGCUUCAUUCUUCUUCUUUGAUCACCUUCUCAACCUUCUGUUAGUUUUAAUCCAUUUUCAUAGCCAGCCGAUUUUGGCUCAGACAUGUCCUCAAUGCUUUUAAAGCCAGAUGUUCCCCUUUUACUCAGUGUUUAGGGUAGUUUGAGUCUUUCGGGGGGGGGGGGGAUGCGUAGCAAAGUACAUAAAACUAAGCCGAGUUACGUACAGCUUUGUUCACUCUUUUUGUAGGAGAAGAGAAGUCAACUGUGAAGACAGAACAAUCAGCAUGAUGGAUUCAAAAGACCUUGUCCUGAACAAAUCCAAGGCAGAUCAAGUCGGCCACCGCAUUGUAAAAGUUAGCUCAGGCAAACAUUACUUCUGUGGUUAUUGUGCAGCCAUCACAAAUGUCGCAGUCACCUUCCCUGUCCAGAAAGUCCUCUUUCGGCAGCAGUUGUAUGGCGUACGAACCAGAGAUGCGGUACGUCAGCUGCAGAAAGACGGGCUCAGGAAUCUGUACCGUGGGAUCCUUCCUCCGCUCAUGCAGAAGAGCACAACCCUGGCAAUCAUGUUUGGCCUGUAUGAGGACCUGUCUUCCGUACUCCUGAGGCACAUGAGCGCGCCUGAAAUUUUGACCCGCAGCUUGGCAGCCGUGCUCGCUGGGACCACGGAAGCGGUCCUGACCCCCUUUGAGCGCGUUCAGACACUUCUGCAGGACUACAAACAUCACGACAAAUUUACAAACACUUACCAGGCGUUCAGAGUUCUCCGAGACCAUGGGGCCAGGGAAUAUUACCGGGGGUUAGUGCCAAUCCUCCUCCGGAACGGCCCGAGCAAUGCUCUCUUCUUCGGUCUCAGAGGACCUAUCAAGCAGUGUUUGCCUGAAGCCACAACAUACAGUACUCACUUGAUCAAUGAUUUUAUUUGUGGAGGUCUGUUGGGUGCUAUGCUGGGGUUCCUCUUUUUCCCACUGAAUGUAGUAAAAGCUCGCAUGCAGUCACAAAUCGGCGGGGAAUUCCAGUCUUUUUCCAAGGUUUUCAUGAAGAUUUGGCUGGAGCGUGACAGGAAACUGACGCACCUCUUCCGAGGCGCCCAUCUAAAUUAUCACCGGUCUCUGAUUUCUUGGGGAAUAAUCAAUGCGACAUAUGAAUUCUUGCUCAAAUUAUUGUGAAAAGUGCUUGUGGAGUUCAUUUUCUCGGUUGGGCGCCGGACAAACACAGAACUCUCAAUUUCCAGGGAGAAAUCAAACACACUAAUAACACUGAACUCCAGCAUAAUAGUUAAUCCGUAGGUAAAGAUGCCAGUUUUAAACAGUGCCUACUUAGCUCAAAAAAUAAUUGUAUUCAGUCAUAUUAAUGGCCUUUCAAUCUGUGGGUGCGAGUGAACUGAACGGCUAGAACAAUUGUUUGAAAAGUUUCCUCGGAUAUGCCUGAAGAUGGAUUCAUUUGCUCCAGAUCACCGUCAACUAUUCUCACACUCCUGGUGAUCCAAAGAAUGCACUUUGAAGAAAUGUAUAAAUGGGCAGAAGACUGAUAUUUAAUUUGUCGCUUGGCCCUUUCGGAACAAACAGUGGCAUGCUGUGAUAAACUCCCAAGAUGUCUCAAGUCUCCCCUUCCCCACUUUUUAAAAAAUUACUAUUCCUUGAGCAGAGACUGCCAAAUUUUGAAGAGAAAUCCUUCCCCCCAAACCUUAAGGUUCUGUAAAAGUUGUCAAAUAGCUUUUGCUAGACUGUUGGUGCAAAUGACACCUUGUCGAGAUUUCGUAUUAAAUUUCAGAAACUGAAUUCACUGUAAGCUCAGUGGUGGGAGUAUCUGUUUAAAAAUAAAUAGGUGUGCGUUGCUGGAAAAGUGAGGAAAGCUUUUAAGUGCCCUUCAUGUUACACUGCCACCUGACUUGUCAAUGUGGUCUUUUGUGUGGCUCUUCAUACUACUAAGUUUUGUUGCGAGUGAAUAUACUUCUCCAAAGGGUUGCUUUAGGAAGGAUGGUGCGAAUGACAAUUGGUGCAAUCCAACCAAAAUUAUGCAUUUCCCCCAUUGAAUUCUCUCCUCCCCCCCAGUGAUAUUUAAACUGCUUUAGCUUUUUCGGUGCGUUGUGGUCUAUUUGUUAAUACUUUCUACAAUUCUGGCAUAGCUAAUUGGUAUUUGGAUCUGAAAUGUUAUGUGCUGUCACCUAAACUUUGAAUGCUCUAGUUAAGCAAGGCUUUGUGUGCUUGAAUGAAAAUGACUUACCCAGGUAUUGCAAUUUUCAGGCUAUUUCACUGUGGUUGAAAAAGGAAUUUAAAUAGCUCCUUUCACACGCUGCUCAGGCUUGUUUUAUGUUGUGAAUGUGCCUCAUGCACGCCCCCCCACCUGUAUCUCAUUCAGUAUAGAAUCAAUACAGGUAGGUCCAGUUCAUGAGAUCCGUCCACUCACUUUACAACAGAGAAGUUGUUGACUCAGGCCUUGCAAAUAUAUAUAUAUAUGAAACUCGCAUCAAGCGUGCGAACUGGCCCAUAGUUCGGUACGAAAGACCAUGCAUGUAUGUAAAAAGGACAUAAGCUUCUGCAAGCUGAUUUUCUGUGUUUAUUCAAUCAUGCUAAUAAACAUUUCUCUGCGCAUUGGAAUUCAGGUAAAAAGCAAAAGAUGACCAGAAGCAACCUAAGAGGUUUCAAGUCAGAGAGGAAAGCAUGUCUGAAUACCAAAAUAAUGCUCUUAAUGGGGUGGGGGAGGGUGAAAUUAUUUUGUAUAGUUUUUUUUUUUAAAUGCAAAUAGGAGUUAAUAUUUUCCUUAUUUGUGGUACACAGGAAAGCUUUCCCUAGCUGAAUUGAUAAUCCUCCAAGAGUUAUCCUCAGAGUGAGGUUUUUUUUUUAAGUGGAACUAAUAUCUCACUAUUGAGAUGGUGUGGUGUUUUUUGUUUUUUACUUUAUGUUGCCUGUUGUCAACCCGAAAAUUGCCCUUCAACAGCAGUUUGUGAAUCUAUUUAUCCUAUUUCUUGAUUCUUGUACUGUACCAGUGUAUGCUGUUUAGCCUCACAGAUUGCCAAGCACAAAAUGAAAGAAUGUUUGAUAUUUUGAAUGUUGUGAUUAUCUGCAUUUAAAUAAAAUGUCUGUUGGAAUGUUUAGCUGGUAAAAUCUGAUUUUACCAGUGUGUUUUUUAUUUUUUGAUAUCUUUCCCUUGAUGGAAUAAACAAACAUGAAUUUAUUUGCUGCAAUGAAGUAGACUAGCAUUUUUCAAACAUUAUCUUACAAGUUUAGUCCAUGUGAGAUUAGAAGUAUAUUGAACACUUGAAAAAGAAAGGCAAUGAAGAAUAUUGUUCUUGUUCUCAGACUUCCCUUUUUUCUUCUCAAUUUAUAUUGCAUUGUUAGAAAAUAAUUGCAUAAAUAGCAUAAUGUCCACAAGUGAGUUUUGGGAUGCGGAAUUCUUUAUAACAACAUGGCAGAGUAGAGACUAUACUACCAUAUUUAGGAUUACAGUCACAGGAAACAUUCUCAGUAAUAAUAGCCAUAGCCAUCAGCUGGGUAAUAACACAAGAGUUAGGUACCACCAUGGUAAUUGUCUGCCUCUUGCCCAGUUCAUGGGGUUCAAAUCUCACUACAGCCUCGCUGAAGUUAGAACAAAGCCCUCGCUCAACAAGACCUUGGCUACAUUCAGCAGGAAGGUUGGUAGUACAAUAGCUUUGUAAACAAGCAUUUUGGUUUCCCUGUGAAUGUCCUGGUCCUCAAACACUGCACUUCAAUCAGGAGAAAGCUGCACUCACAGAGCUCAGGCGAUGCUGGAUUUCGUCUUCCAAAGCAACUACUCUAUUCCGAACUUUAAAAUAAGUAAGCAUAAUGCUGGUGGUCAACAAAAGAUGUUCAAAGACUCUCAAGGCAAAUAUACAAAAAUGUAGUAUUAACACCAACAAGAGAGAACCGCUGGCCUGCGAGGGCUCCAAUUAGAGAACAGCCUUUACGAAAGGUGUUGUGGGCUUUGAAGAUGCUCAAACUCAGGAUGAAAGGGAGAAAGGUGCUAAGAGGAAGGCACGCUUGGCAAAUCCACAUCGUGAUCAACUCCUGCUGGAAACAUCCCCACUGUGGAAGGAUGUGUGGAUCCAGAAGUUGCCUCCACAGUCACGGACCCAUUUUUAAAACCUUAUAUGUAAGACAAUCUUACUCGGCUACGGACGAUUGCCAGAGAAGAAAGAAGACAUUCAGCAAAACAGAUGCAUCCAUUUUAUUCUGGUUUCCCAAAGCUACCUGUGAUUAUGGACAUUGAUAUCAGUCCCAUGCUGUGGCUGCUGCAAGUUCCAAAACUAUAUGAUGAGACUCUGGAUCUUCUUCUGCUGAGUCUGAUGGCAUCAAGGUCUGGCUAGGCAUUAGUGAUCUUAUCCAAAAAGAAGGCCACAAACCUAUCACGGCAGGUCACUGAGGUUCUAAGCCUUCUAAUUGUGGAAACUGGUUGUUUCAGUACUUGGAAAAGCUCCACUCUGGAGAAUGCAGAGAUCUAUUUGCUGCCAUCAAAACCAUGGAAUGGGUAUUUAGGUGAAGCUUAGAGUUUACUUAGGGACGCGGGUGGUGCUGUGGGUUAAACCACAGAGCCUAGGACUUGCCGAUCAGAAGGUCGGCGGUUCAUGAAGUUUACGGCAUGUAAUGCCUUAAGAGAGAAUAUUAUGAAAAUGAUAUACAGGUGGUACAUGACCCCAGUCAAGCUUGCAAAAAUCUAUCAUUUGCCCAAUAAUAAAUGUUGGAAAUGUAAAGAAACUGAAGGGACAUUCUUUCACCUUUGGUGGACGUGCCCAAGGAUUAAGGCUUUCUGGGAGAUAAUUUAUAAUGAAAUAAAAAAGGUAUUUAAAUAUACCUUUCUGAAGAAACCAGAGGCCUUUCUUCUGGGCAUUGUCGGCCAAUUGGUGCCAAAGAAGGACAGAACUUUUUUUAUGUAUGCUACAACAGCAGCAAGAAUACUCAUUGCAAAGUAUUGGAAGACACAAGAUCUACCCACUCUGGAAGAAUGGCAGAUGAAGGUGAUUGACUACAUGGAAUUGGCAGAAAUGACUGGCAGAAUCCGAGACCAGGGAGAAGAGUUGGUGAAAGAAGAUUGGAAGAAAUUUAAAGACUAUUUACAGAAAUAUUGUAAAAUUAAGGAAUCUUAGAAGGAUGUUGGAUAGAAACUAAGUGGUUUCCAGCUGUAAUGCUUAAAGAGAUACGAAAAAAGGUUUACAAUUGGGUAAAAGCUUAAUGGUAAGGAUUUGCUGAACUAACAAACUGAACUGGAAUACAAAAAAGGGAGGUAUGAGGAGGUCCGGUGAAAUAAGUGUAAGGAAGAUAGGUUAUGGAAAAUUAACGUGUUUUUUAACUGUUUUUAUUUUGUAUGUUUUUUUUUAUAUUUCAUUUUUUUGUUAUAUCUUAAAAACUUUAUUCUUUUUUCUGUAUUUUGUAUUUUCUUGUAUUUUUACUUUUUGUUUUUGUGUAAUUUUUGUAUUCUUUGAAACUUUAAUAAAUAUCAUUUUAAAAAAAACAAAAAACAGAAGGUCGGCGGUUCAAAUCACCGCGACGGGGUGAGCUCCUGUUGCUCGGUCCCUGCUCCUGCCAACCUAGCAGUUCGAAAGCACGUCAAAGUGCAAGUAGAUAAAUAGGU
Messenger RNA from Podarcis lilfordi (Lilford's wall lizard), 10156 nucleotides. The record is from the annotation of a GenBank genome assembly. Lineage: Eukaryota; Metazoa; Chordata; Lepidosauria; Squamata; Lacertidae.